ACAGAAUAAAAAUAGUGUAGAAGUCAGUCAUUUUUAGGCAGUUUUCGGUGUAGGAACAAAAUAAAAAUCACAGAAAAAUAGUAAAAUAUUUCCUAAAUUUACCAGAAAAAAAAAAUAGUUUCUAAAAUAAUAUUUUCGUGUAAGAAAACAUUACUGCGUGUUGUUUCAACGAAAACAAAAAUGCCUUGCGUUGGUUGUGAAAAGAACUGCACAUGCACUCUCGAGAAGUGCUGUGCCAACUGCAAGUGCCAGAAGCCGGGAACAUGCGGCUGCAAUCCAGCCAAUGCCCCCGUUUCAGGUGGAUGCUGCAAGAAGAAGGAUGACUCAGCGGCCCCUGCCCAGGGCAAGUGCUGUGGCAACGGGGACAAGAAGUAGGAGGCAGUCGUUUCGUCCUUUACCCUCAUAAUACGCACAACAUACUAAUAUAAUAUGUAAUUAAACUAAAGCCCUAUACCAGCA
This is a messenger RNA of Drosophila miranda, 459 nucleotides long. RefSeq names its product metallothionein-2. The coding region runs from base 181 to 375 and encodes 64 amino acids. The transcript is spliced from 2 exons. The record is from RefSeq and is a predicted model, not a curated record. NCBI's taxonomy places the organism in Eukaryota, Metazoa, Arthropoda, Insecta, Diptera, Drosophilidae.